CCCACUGCGAGCUCCCCUGAGGCGACCGGUCCUUCCGCCUGCUCUGCUCCCCCAGAAAAAAAAAAGAGCGAGACGGCGGCGAGGCGAGGGUGGAGAUGCGGCCGCGCGGUCCCAUCGACCACGCCGGGAGGCUUCCGACCGGCGGCGAGAUGCGAGGCAGCGCUGCGGCUGUUCCGUGAGGCUGAUCCGCCGAGGCACCGUUCAAUCAUCAGUUCCCGCAAGCAUCCAUUGUUGUUUGAAGCACGCCGCUCGCCGGCGGCGACCAACGGAGGUCCGAACUCCGCCGUCCACAAGCAUCAAACAACCGAACUGAAGGAACGAAAAACAGCAGUGACAUGGACAGACACGAUUUACUAAUCUACGAACAUUCACCGCUGCAAAUCCAUGGAUUCACGAGCUGUCAACAGAGACCUGUCAAAGUAGGCAACAUAAGCAUAUCCAUGAGGCGCAAUCGUGGCUUCAUAUCCUCGAGCUCUUCGAUCUCUGGUGCCAGACAAGAAGCUAAGCAAACGGGGUUCAUGUAUCUCACAGCAACGUCCGAUGAUGACGAUCGAUGGAUCCAAGGAGGUACAUAUCCUUUGCAUACGAAGAACAAGAGGCGUGCAACGUGCGUGUUGCAUAUACUGUUCUACUCCCUCUGUAAACUAAUACAAGAUCGUUUAGAUCAUCAUUCUGUCAUUUCAAAAUAUAUAUAUACCUCCAAGGGAGCUUGAAUUUUUUCCCAUGCCAGUAAAAUGGACACUCUCACUGUAUUGCAUAAUUUAUAUACACAUUUACUAACUACUACCCGGGUGCUUAUUGCACACACACAUAGUCAAGUCUACCCAUACACGUGCAUCACGGUGUGUGUGACCAAUGUGAUGGAAAACGAAUGGAUAAAUGAAUGUGACGGCCAAACCAUCAGCUAGGGCAGGCUGGAAGGACCCAUUAUCACAUCACUCAACACUCAUCCAUGAAGGAAGCAGUAGGUUCUAUUGCUGUUGGCUGAGAAUGGCAGGCGGGACCGGUCUGGAUGGAAGUUGGAGCAGUACCUAUGAUGGAGGUUGGAACAGUGCAUGGCAUCAAUACCGCUUGACUAUGUAGCUAAGCUAGAGAGCAAAGCUUAAGAAGUUGGCAGGGUUUGCGGUUCUCUUGUGCACCAAGUGAAGUGAUUCCUCCGUUGCUCCAAUCCUGUCUCGUAUUUGUUGGAAUUUGUAGAGAUUUUACAGUUCCUGAUCCGAGGAGGGGAGAUGUCGGACGAGGAACAUCAUUUCGAGUCGAGGGCCGACGCGGGUGCGUCGAAGACCUACACGCAGAAGGCCGGCACCAUCCGGAGGAACGGGUACAUCGUCAUCGACAACCGCCCCUGCAAGGUUGUUGAGGUUUCAACAUCUGAAACUGGAGAUUAUGGCAGCUGCCACUUUGUUGCCAUUGACAUCUUCACCGCCGAGAAAUUUGAAUAUAGUGUGUCGUCUUCUGACAACUGUUAUGUUCCUCAUGUGUAUCGCACUGAUUACCAGCUCAUUGAUAUAACUGAUGAUGGAUAUGUGAGUCUGCUGACUGACAAUGGUAACACCAAAGAUGACCUCAAGCUCCCAACUGAUGAUGCCCUUCUUUGCCAGAUCAAGGAUGGCUUUGCCGAAGGGAAGGACCUAAUGGUGUCAGUCAUGUCCGCCAUGGGAGAAGAGCAGAUAUGUGGUCUCAAGGACAUCGGCCCGAAGUAAACCGUGCCCUGAUGGCCGUCGAUUUGGGUGUCAAGGGAAGGGACAAAGGCUCCCUGACAACAGUCACAGCCACUAAGUAUAUGUAUCACAAAAAUAAGUUGUCUGGGUUUCCUUGAUCUGUGGUCCUAAAUUGGCAGCUCACUGUAUCCUAAAACAUCCUCCUCUGCCUCCGGUCCAGGGGUUUAUUGGCACCUGUUGCCUACUGGUGUUGCCUACCCUAUCUGAUUUUUGAGAUAUAUCUGUGCAUUCUCUACCCCA
Molecule: messenger RNA, 1961 nt
Organism: Triticum aestivum (bread wheat)
Lineage: Eukaryota; Viridiplantae; Streptophyta; Magnoliopsida; Poales; Poaceae
Product: eukaryotic translation initiation factor 5A-5
Exons: 7
Coding region: 1230-1703 (157 amino acids)
Biological process (GO): positive regulation of translational termination; positive regulation of translational elongation
Molecular function (GO): RNA binding; translation elongation factor activity; ribosome binding
Source: RefSeq, a predicted model, not a curated record